Trichoderma aggressivum f. europaeum is the source of this 993-nucleotide messenger RNA. RefSeq lists its product as uncharacterized. Gene Ontology annotation, molecular function: protein binding. Bases 1 to 993 code for a protein of 330 amino acids. The transcript has 3 exons. Lineage: Eukaryota; Fungi; Ascomycota; Sordariomycetes; Hypocreales; Hypocreaceae. The record is from RefSeq and is a predicted model, not a curated record.
AUGUCACUAUCAGCCCGGGAGAGAAGUCUGAUCGAUGCGGCCAACUGCGGUGAUGCUGAAAGGGUCGAAGCCAUCUUGAAGGAAGGAGUUAAUCCAAGUGUCAAAGACGAGCGCGGUUCAACGCUUCUUCAUAACAUGUGCAAGGAGGGGAAUAUCGCCAUUUCCAGGCUAUUCCUCGAAUAUCGGGCUGAUCAAGAUACGAAAGAUGAAUCCAAUUCAACACCCCUCCAUUAUGCUGCCCAAGGAGGCCAUUCUAAAAUAGUACAGCUACUUCUACAUUUCUGGGCUGAUCCACUGGCAAAGGAUAACCGCGGCUGGAUUCCUCUGCACUAUGCGGUCACUGAGGACAUUGCACUACUUCUCGGCGGCGGCGAAUAUGCAGAAAUUACAACGGAGGAAGCAGAAGUGGGACGAGCACCUCAGGAACCGGUUUUCCCCAUCAAAAUCAAUGGGAACGAUCUCAAUCAGAGUAUCAAACCCGCUGAAGACGCCUCCGAGACCAAUUACAUACUUAUCCAGACACGGGGUGCCAUCAGUGACCCCGAAAAGGACAUUCUUAAGCGUAUGAAUGUUGAGUUUUACGACUGCAUUUGCGAAAACACUUAUUUAUGCCGUUACGAACCCGAUGACCUAGAAAUACUUCGUCGAAAGAGAUUUAUUGUCUAUGUGGAUGUUUAUCGCCAAGAAUUCAAGAUUGAUGCAGCUCUAAAAAUGGAAGCUAUUAACGUUGGCCAAAUCAUAGAAGUAGUCCUUCUAUUUCAUGAUUCUUCAAAAUUGGAUGUUGAGAAUAAGCGCGCCCAUAUCGUGAAGAAAAUCAAUAUCGACCACCAAGAGGAUGGUAUACGGUUCUUCAAACAGAAAGCUCAUCUUACCAUCCCGAGAACUUGUUUGAGCGCCCUAGCUUCAAUCGAUGAGGUUCGCAAGAUUGAGAAGCUCGGCAAGGUGGUGUUGCGAAAUGACCAAGCUCAUUCGAUCAUGGAGGCUGGAAUUUGA